CACUGGCUUCCGGACCCUGGAUUCCUUACCUAAGGGUUCCUUAUCCAAUGCCCCCCUCCGUCCGUAGCCAUGUUGGCUCAAGGCCAUGGAGCCCCCCCCGACGACCGCGAGUCGUCCGCGGCGUGCUGAGCGCGAGGGGCUCUUCGCUUUGGGCCAGAAGCGCGCCUUUUUGAUUGAGAGUGUUAGGGGGCGGCGGCGCGCGGUCGCGACGGAGGGAUGGGGGCCCCCGCGCGGACUGCAGCCGAUGCUCCUGGGGCUCGCGGCGCCGGCGGCGGCACAGGCGCCUACUGGGUCUGCCGCUGUAGGCAGCGGUCCUUCCGCACGCGGGCCGAGUGCUGUGGGUGCCAGACGGCAGCGCCGCCCCGGGCCCGAGUUUAUGGAGGAGGGGCCGCGGCUGCAGGGCCCGCCCCGCUCCAGCCAGACGCCGAGGGCUUCGUCGAGGCUGGCAAAGGGCAAGCGCGCGAGGCGCAAAGCCAGGGCCGCUGCAGCAGCCUGGACGGGCAGCCCAGCACGGGGCGACCGCGGCUCAGGCAGAGGUAGCAGCCCAGCCAGCAGCGGCGGAGGCAGCUCGCGGCAGAGCUCCAGAGCGUCGGACCUGGAGCGCCUCACCGCCCACCUGGAGGCCAGCCCUCGCUUGGAUGCCGUGGCCGACGCCCCCCUCGAAGGGCAGCUGGCCUCGCUACGUGGCCAUCGGGAGAAGGCGGCCGCGGAGCAAGCGCGGCACAAGGAGGCUGAGCUCACACCUGCUGAUCGCCUUCGCAGGGCGGCCAACUUGGCCAGCAAGGCGGAGCGCAAGGCGGCUGCAGCUCGCAGGGCGCUGGAGGCAGCUGACCAGGCGGUGGCAUCGGCGGAGAGGGCUGUGCAGGCUGCUGGCGAUCAGCUGGAGGAGGCAGAGGAGCGCCGUGCAGAGGCCCGUGAGCGGUUAGCAGAGCUCGAGACGGCGGCGGCAGCCGCUAAGUCGGAGCAGGAGCGGAUGCAGAUCUUCGAGGCGGACUUGCAGGCGGUUCGUGGGCUCUUCCUGCAACUGCGCACGUUGCCCUCGGCCCGCCAGACUGGGAACUUCGCUGACGCCUGGCGGUCGACCAUGCAGCAGCUGGAAGCUGUGGAUUGGCGCUUCGCAGACCGCGACAGCUCGUCGGGGGUCUCAACCAGGGAGCACACGUACGACAGCUCCCCGCUCGAUGUGGACGAGGACUCCGACGUGGAGCUCAUGGGUGAGCUGGCGCCUGCGUCUGAGCGCGGGCAGGCAGAGCGCCGCGGCUCGGCCGCUGGUGUCUGGCCGCAGGUGCCAAGGAGUGCGCUGCAGGAGUUGAUGGCCGAGGCAUCCGACCUGGGCCCGCUGGCGACGGCACCUCCGAGCCGCGCGGCGGCGCCCGGCGGCCGCCUGCAUCAGCUCUAGCAGCGGGCCCCUGGCGCGGCCCGCCUGGAGGCCGAGGCUGGCAGAGGAUAUUUCCACCCCUCCCUCUGCGACCCCUGUGGCCGCGAUCAGCGGGACCUCGCGGGCGGAGACCCACGCGGCGCUCGAGCAGCUUCGGGGCCGCGGGAAACAGGGCGGCGCGUUCUUGGUGCGGGAGUCGCGCCCCCCCCGGUGGCGCGGCGCAGGCCGCGGCACGCAGCUGGUGCAAGAGGAACGAAUUGCUGUCCGCGCUCGGUCCGCGCAGGCGCACUCAGCCGCAGGUGCAGAAGGGGUGCCCUGGAGCCGGCGCUUCGACAGCCCGCAUCCGAGGCGUGGCCAUGACUGGGCAGGACUGGGGCGACCUGGGGCACAGGGCCCUCGCUCGGCGGAUUGCCUUCGGAGAUCCGGCGAUCGUGAUCGCGGGCGUCUUCCUGGUGACCUCGUCGAGGCCCGUGGGGGUCUACCGCGAGCGGUUGGGCUGGAGCCAGGAGUUCAGCAACGCGGUCAACGCGUCCUUCCCUGCCGCGGGGGACUGGGACAGUGAGCCCCAGGGCCUCCUCUGCCCUUGGUGGCCGUGUUCCAUCGGCGCGGCGCUGCUGGAGCCGCAGCGCGCGACGGGCGCCUUCAGGAAGUGCGACUACUUCGUGAUCUCGGCGACGCCAGCGGUUUUCCCGUCGAGGUGGUGAGGAAGUUCCACGGAGCGGCGGAGCAGCGCCUCAUCGCGGCCUCCGAGAUCCAGGACGGCGACGCCGAUAUUGGACGCUCGCAGGGGCUGCGCCGCGUGCGCAAGUGCCUGACGGACCUGCAGCGAACGGUGACCGCGCGGGAGGUCAAACCGCGGAUGAAGCCCUGGAUGCUGCGGGGGCGGCUGGCGCGGCAGCAGGCAGCGGCCGCGGCGGUUCAGGCGGCCACCGCGGCGAAGCACGCCAUGUCAGACGCCCAGAUUGCCCGCAGCAGCUGAUACGGCUUCCUGGACGACGCGCUGGUAGGAGGCGACAGGGAAGUCCAUGCAGUCAACGAGCCGCCGCCAGGCCAGGGGCUCUCGCCCUCGGACUCCGAAGAAGGCCGCCCCUCGGCCCCGCUCGGUGGCCAGGCGGCCCGCGACCAGAUCCGCCCUGGGUGGGGGCAGCUCUGGCUCGGCAGACGAGG
This is a messenger RNA of Prorocentrum cordatum, 2545 nucleotides long. NCBI's taxonomy places the organism in Eukaryota, Dinophyceae, Prorocentrales, Prorocentraceae. The record is from the annotation of a GenBank genome assembly.